CAGUCGAGCCGUAUUCUCUCAUUGCUUCUGCUCAUCUCCUCAAAAGCACGCGAGAUGACGGCGUAAGAUGCCAACACAACGACGCGGCCUGAGACGGCAACGGCAUCGACAUCGGCAUCAGCCAAACAGACGGGCCACUCUUGAAUAAGAGCGGCUCUAUCCCUUUCACCGCUUCCGCCGUCCUCCGCCAUGAGUUGGUGGCAGAAGAAGCUGCUCCGCUAUGGCCUGCGAUAUGGCUUGGCGCAGACCGGCUUGCUCGACGACUCCGCGAUCGAUCUCGACAACCUCGACAUCACCAUCGGCCGCCAGAAUGUGAUCGAGUUGAAAGACGUGGGCUUGAAUAUUGCGCGGAUCAGCCAGCUGGCGCAGUUGCCGCCUGCGCUGAGGCUCGAAACAGCACGGGUGUUGUUGCUGAAGUUGACAAUACCCGCCGAUGUCUUCCAGAGUAGCAUCAUUGUUGAAGUGAACGGCGUAGAGGUGGUUGCCGUACUGCAGGACGAUGUGUCCGAUCAUACGUCACAACAGAAACCAACUGGGGCAAGAGCGAGAAGCCCAGAAAGUGUGCGGACACCACAGCAUAGAAAGACGAACAGACGGAUACACUCGCCCCCGCCAUACGAUCCUGGGGGCCCAGAUCAGGAUGCGCGUUUGCCGAAUGUGCAGGACAUUGCAAGGUCCUUCUUGUUGGAAGAACCUCUCGAGGAGCGACAAGAUCUUGAGGCCAUGGCGUAUGGAUCUGGUGGUGUCGAGGAGUCGUUUACCAGUGAGAGCAGCUCAGGUGAGGCCGGAAUAGGAACUGGCGUUGGUGUGCCUGGAUUCUUGACAACAUUCCUACAGGGCAUCGUGGAAAGGUUUCAGCUGGUGGUCAAGGAUUUACAGGUCAGGAUCGAUGCAGAAGUACAAAGUGACUCUCUGCAGAGCAUGCCUGUCACAUUGCGGUUGCGGGUCGGCACCUCCACUGUUGCCAAGGUGGACCAGUCCGCGCCGGACAAGAAGCGUGAGAUCAGCUUAAGUGCUAUAUCUGUUGAUCUCUUGUCACAAGACGACGUGCUUGCAGAACUCGCAAGCAUGCCUUCAUGUGCCUCUGCGGCAGACAGAAGGUCAUCGACCCACAGCGCGAAGUCGGCUACCUCCUUCCCUAGCGCUGGAGAUUUGGCCGCGUCGACAGAUAAUCCUCGUCUCCACGGCGUGGGACUUACAUCCCCGGCCCAGAACAGGCGUAAGUCAUAUGAGAGCGAGCGGUCUGUUCAUGACAUGAUGCAAUCCGCUACGGGACCUACGCUACGAUCUGAAUCUCCUUUGUCACCUUUCAUGUCCAGUAGGGGAGCUUCUGCUUCAGUAACAGUGGACGACGACCUCGCUUAUAGAGACGAUGUCUACGGGUCCAGCCCGAAAGCACACGAGCUCGAUAUCCAGCCCGGCGACGACAACAUCAGUUGGGGCUCCAGGAGGAGCAAAGCUAGCGCACCGACCAAUGAUCUUUGGGGUUCCAUGAUGAGCGAGGACGACUUACCGGACUCACUAUUGAUUGCUCAGCCUGCUCUCAGCGCUUCCCCUCAUGCACAAUCUUCACGAGGCCAUAGUCCCUUCACCGCUCGGCAGAGACGUGCUGUAUCACCAUAUGAUCGCGGGAUUCCGAGUCCCAGAUCAUGGCCAGGACCAGAGGACAGCCCGCACGUGCAGCUGCGGCAAGGUCCCGGAUCAUGGCCAACAUUAGAUCUUGAACCCUCCAACACAGCCGAGCCACUCGAUCAGGUCCUAACAAUGGCCCCAGACGAAUCAACAGAUAAUAAACUCUUGGCAAUGGAGCAGGUCCGACCUGAGUCUCCCAUGCUGGAACCAGAAACCCCGCUUGAAAUGCAGGACUCAGUGGACGAGAGCAUGAUGGAGUCGCGCUUCUUUAGCCACGAAGAUGCGCAGAGUAUGUACAUGAGUGCCAUGACUGGAGCCCCUGCCAGUGCGACCACGAACAUACCUGGCAGUUCGGCCGUGAACACACCUGGCAGUCCGGCCGUGAAUACGCCUGGCAGUCCAGCCAUGAGUAUGCCUGGCAGUCCGACCAUGAACAUACCUGGCGGAUGGGGCUAUGAUACUCAGAACGUGGAAUCAACACCAUCAGAUGUCAUGGCUAAUCUACCAGAAGUACAAGGUGGUCAUACAGCACAGAUAGAUGGAGCGCUGCAGAGCAAGGAAUUCAGCUCUGGCAAUGCCACGCCAAGAGCGCAAACACCUGUGCAACCAUCAUUUGGGGGCAAAACCUACUCCCCGCCUGCUAUGUCAGCGGUGAGGGAGCUGCUACACAUCGAUCGAGUCACGGUUACCAUUCCCUGCGCACAGCCGACCGACACCACCGACGUGUCACCAAAGCCUACACAGACCAGCCAGAAUUUUCGAUCGAGUAGUCGAGCAAGGGGGAUGCCAGGUACAUUUUCAGCUUAUUCUGAAUUGAGCGCUUCACGAAGACGUGGAACAAACUCAGCACAUACCGACGUCAGCAGCGUCGUGUGGAGUCCGCAAGACGUUCUUAGCCGGUCAAAGCCUGAAAUUAUGCUGAACGUCACGGUUAGCACUGUGCUGGCUCAGGUGGAUGUCUCGACUGGCCAGCUAUUGUUCAAGGUCGCGAAAAAGCUCAGCGCUUCUCUUCCUGCGCAGCAGUCAAGCUGUUCGAAGCCAGCAACUAGUGAACCUGUUGAGAGUGCCCUCCCACAAACGUCACUGUACUUACAGCGUAUACAUAUAUCUCUUGCUGAGCAGAUCGACGCUCAUUACAACCUCGGAGACGGGCCAUGUCCACCUCGACCAGGCCUUGUCGACUUUGACUGUGAAAAUCUAGCUCUGGAGCUGGGCGUCAGCCCCACGAUACGCGCUGGUGCGAUGCAAGUUCUACUUGGUGGUCAGGACUUGCUGACAUUCGAUGUUGCAACCAGUACCAUGUCAGGAUCAAUUGCAUUUCCCGAGCAUGCUCCUGUCGUUGCGAUCGACAUCACCAAUCACAGACUUGUCGCCAGUGAGGAGCUAAUCACGGAGAUUGAUGUGCAGACUGCACCGAUCAGAUUUACUUUUGAUGUUGGCGUCUUCGAUGAGACCUUCGAUACUUUUGGGGGUCUCAGCGGCAUACUGGAACUAGGAAACUCCGUUUUUCUCGAUAGCGGCAUGAGCUCGCCUACAUCGUCCAGAGCCCCGAAAGGCGUGCGUUUCGCUGGCGCAGAAGAGCCUGCCAACAGUGGCACCGAAUUCAAAGUCAAUGCACGUAUCAGUGGUGUCACUGUAAAUCUGAGGAGUGUUCCUUGCUCGGCAAUAUUGCGAACAAGUACGAUCAAGGCUAUCUAUCGCGAGGGCCCCGAAGCCGGCAGCAAAGCCACAAUCUCACGCGUGGUCCUCAGUGGUCCUCACUAUGGAGCUCAUUCGCGGGAAACACCAUUGAUGAUAGAUCUCGCUACAAUUAGCGCUGAGUACCUACCGGCUCCGUGCGAGAAGGACCUUGAGCGGCUGAUAUCGUUACUGAUGCCUUCGCGGGACCAGUACGAUGACCGCGGGGACAUCUUGAUUGACACACUGGUGCGUCAACGUCGGAAUGGAGCACUUCUUAGAGCAGCGGUUGGAGAUGUAAAGGUCAGGUUGGAUAACUUUGAGUGCCUAACAGCUCUCGGUUCCCUUGCCAAUGAUCUUGCCAAGCUCUCUGCUGUCUCAAAAUAUCUUCCCGAAAAUGACAAGCCUGGUUUGCUCACGCUGCUUCGAAUCAGAGACGCCGAAGCUCGAAUGCCUGUGAACGAUCGCUUUGGCACACUGAUAUGUGCUCUGCAAGACUUGCAUCUUGCUCAUGUAGGCCUACCAGCGCUGCUGGCAUUUUCCAUUGGAGACAUUCUCGCCCAGCAGGAUGGAGGACCUGAGCUCAUUCGUACUCUGCUCCCUCUUGCUGGCGUAGACAAGCUUCCGGUCGUGAUGGCACGCACGAUUGGCAACGAGAUAGAUCCGACCGUGAAGGUCAAGGUUUUCAACGUCUGCUUGGAAUACAGUGUGCCUGUUGUCCUUGCCCUCACCAACAUGGACCGCCCCAUCGCGCCGGAGGAACUGGUGACCGGCAUCGCACAAUCCAUUGCCAACCUCACCAUGUUAGAGAAGUCUGCAAGACUGACUCGCAGUCCCGCUAGCGAUGCAUCAUGCACACCGGCCAAGAAGACCAACAUCAGUCUGUUGAUACACGACUCUGCAAUUGGCUUGACUCCACAGAAGCUCCAUUCGAAAGUCCUUGUGGUUCUGAAUGAUGCUCACGUAACAACAAGUGUACCGCCGGGCGAGACCAUGUCUGCCAAGCUUGAGCUGAGAAAGGCUGCCAUCUUCAUCACAGACCAUGUCCAGGAUGAUUCGAGUAUGGGACCCACGCCAAGCCAUGUCAAUACCAUGUUGCGUCUCAGUCACGCCCUCACGGAGAGAGGAUUUGUCUCGGUGGGCUCCAUCAUGUCUGCAGUGGUAGACUUCCGCGCGAAAGCGGCUAGUGACGAAUCUGCCACGAAGGUUAUUGAAGUCGACGUCAAGAACGAGCUCUUCCUGCUAGAGACGUGUGCAGACUCUACUCAGACACUAUUCGCAACUCUCGGCGCACUUGCUCCGCCAACGCCACCUAGUAAUGUGCCAAAGUACCUGACCCAACCAAUGCCGAUCGAAGAUAUGAUGGCGUCCUUCUCAGGCGAGCCAAUCCUACAGCCCGAGGAAAAGACGGAGACAUUGUUCGAUGUUGAGCACGACCCAGACGAUAUCGAUGAUGGAGGACUGCUUGGAGUGUCAACCUUUGAUGAUCCAGACGAAUUGCUUGCCGAAUCCGAGAUGAACUCGAGCCUCUAUGGACCAGUCAGUGGCCUGCUGGGUAUGGAAAUGGAUGCGGACGAAGAAGGCAAUAAUGUUGGCGACUAUCCAGAGACCGCUGAGAGCUUGCUUGAGGAAGACCCAUUUGAGAUGACACUGUCGCCGGAGGAUGCUUAUCUCGGCGAUGCAGCCCUUCUACGAGAUCUCAACAGACAAUCAAAGCCAGCUGUCAGAAGCACGCCUGUUGACCUUGGACUAUACGAGAUUGAAGAUCUUGGAUAUGAUGCACUCGGAAGUGGCCAGCAAGCCCUCGGGGGGCAGCAUCGCUUUAAUGCUCCAUUCGUUGGGAAACGCGGGCGAGGGAUCAACCAAGUGGCACAAGACAUACCUUUCCGACUGCGGCUGAGAGACAUGAACCUCAUCUGGCAUCUAUACGACGGAUAUGACUGGCAACGCACGCAAAAUGGUAUCGUCGACGCUGUCGAGCAGCUUGAGCAGCGUGCCGAAGAGCGGAAAGCUCGCCGACAGCACUCUCGCCAGGAUCCGGAGGACGACGAAUCGAUUAUCGGAGAUUUUUUAUUCAACUCGAUCUACAUCACGGUUCCUGCUGAUCUUGAUGCACAAGACAUCCGACGCCAGAUCAAUCGUGGCAUAGAUCACGACAUCAGUGAGACUGAGAGUGUGCCGGUUUCCGGCAUUUCCAGACCUACGACGACUUACUCUGCUUCGGGACUACCACGACAUAAACAGUCGCAACGAAGACGGCUCAAGCUUGGUCGAAGCCGGAGCCACAAGAUCGCUUUCGAGUUGAAGUCGGUCUCGGCGGACUUCGUUGUCUUUCCUCCCUCGAGUGGUGAAGUGGUGAGCUCUGUAGAUGUUCGUCUGAAAGACUUUGAGAUUUUCGACAAAGUGCCCACUUCUACCUGGAGGAAAUUUCUGACCCAUCUCCACACCGACACGGCUUCACGCGAGAUGUCCAAACCAAUGUUCCACAUCCAGCUCGACAAUGUGAAGACUUUGGAGAGUCAUUCCGCAUCUGAAAUUGUGCUGCAUGUUACAGUGCUGCCACUUCGGUUGCACGUCGACCAAGACGCACUGGAAUUCAUCACUCGCUUCUUCGAGUUCAACGAUCCUGAAUUGGUGCCCCAGGAAGAACCCGGUGAGAAGCCUUUCCUGCAACGCAUUGAAGUGGAUACUGUAGACCUGUGUCUCGACUACAAGCCCAAGACUGUCGACUAUGCGGGCCUUCGAUCUGGGCGCACGAAGGAAUUCAUGAACUUCGUCACUCUGGAGGGUUGCAAUAUUCGUCUCAAGCACGCUAUUAUCUAUGGUUUGCAGGGCUUUGAUCUUCUUCAUGACACGCUGAGUGACGUGUGGACGCCCGAUGUGAUACGCAACCAGCUCCCCAGAGUACUGUCGGGCCUCGCGCCUGUCAGGAGUCUGGUGAAUCUGGGCAUUGGCGUCCGAGAUGUCGUCGCCAUCCCAAUUCGCGAAUAUCAGAAGGACGGGCGUAUCGUCCGCAGCAUACAGAAAGGUGCAUUCCAAUUCGGCAAAACUACAGCCGGUGAGCUCGUACGACUUGGCGCCAAAGUUGCGCUUGGUACACAAACUAUGCUGUCAAAUGCAGAAGACUUCUUGGCGCCUGGGAAUACCUCUGCAGCCGGACGCACUCGUUUGUCGUCCUCUCCUGGAUGGCAAGAAGGAGGACAUGUCUCCGACGAGGACGAUCCCGAACGACAACGAGCAGUCUCGGCAUAUGCGAAUCAGCCACUCGGUGUUCUAUCCGGUUUGCGCUCAGCAAGACGACAUCUGGAGCAUGAUCUCUUGACCGCAAGAGAUGCGCUGAUUGCUGUCCAGGGCGAGGUCCUGGAAAGCAGAGGACCGGUUGAUGUUGCAGGAGCGGUGGUUAAGCAUGCUCCUACUGUUAUCCUCAGACCUGUCAUUGGUGCCACGAGAGCCGUGGGGACGGCGUUGCUGGGCGUUGGGAAUGCGGUCGACCGAGGGAAUCUGAGGAGAGUGGAGGACAAAUACAAGAGACGUUGAUACGCGCCUUGCUAGCCGUGCCAGUAGGCUAUCAACGCAGAGCUUAUGCAUGGGGAGGUGGCUCGAAUUUGAACAUGAUUGGGAGGUCGCGACAAGAGAGUAUUUCGAUAUGGAUUACAACAAGUCUCCUGUCUCGAAGCUAGGUAGAUUUCAGGCCAAGCGAUAAGCCCGCUGAGCAGUCCCACUCCACACUAAUGAUUUCUGCUGGUCGGUGAGAAGAGUGCCUUGAUAUAUGCAGGAUUCGAGCAGUCGGGAAACCACAUUUUUCCAUACCGGCCAUGAGCGCUCUCCCGCUGGCCCUCGCAGAUUACACACGGGCCAAUCACUCCCAAACAUGACUCUCUCCGGACCGAAUGCACUCAAUACUACGUCGACCCACGGCAUCAUGUAUCUCGCUAUGGCAUCGCAAUCCCCCCCUUUUAGAACAUGUUCCGGCAAUUCACUAAACGCCCCCGAAAGUUUCAUAUACGUAUUCGGACAUUUUGCCAUGCUCGUCACUGCAUUUU
Molecule: messenger RNA, 7352 nt
Organism: Sphaerulina musiva SO2202
Lineage: Eukaryota; Fungi; Ascomycota; Dothideomycetes; Mycosphaerellales; Mycosphaerellaceae
Exons: 2
Coding region: 190-6846 (2218 amino acids)
Biological process (GO): autophagy of mitochondrion; autophagosome assembly; piecemeal microautophagy of the nucleus
Cellular component (GO): phagophore assembly site; extrinsic component of membrane
Molecular function (GO): phosphatidylinositol-3-phosphate binding
Source: RefSeq, a predicted model, not a curated record